Mobula hypostoma (lesser devil ray) is the source of this 5658-nucleotide messenger RNA. It is a transcript of the gene cog3, whose product is annotated as component of oligomeric golgi complex 3. The record is from RefSeq and is a predicted model, not a curated record. Bases 315 to 2786 code for a protein of 823 amino acids. Gene Ontology annotation, cellular component: membrane; cis-Golgi network; COG complex. Lineage: Eukaryota; Metazoa; Chordata; Chondrichthyes; Myliobatiformes; Myliobatidae. Gene Ontology annotation, biological process: intra-Golgi vesicle-mediated transport; Golgi organization; intracellular protein transport. The transcript has 23 exons.
UUUACCCUGAAAUGAGAAAUUAGAUGUCAAUAUUCCGAAUCUUGGACCACAGUGACGAUGCUAAGGCUGGAGACAGUACAACUGAGUCUGCGUCGAAGUUCCUGCUUCUGCGAAUGUAACCAGAGCUCCUCGGCACGGGGCCCCUUCCGGGUCCCAAGGCCAAACGCUCUCGGCGCGGAAGCAACGCUUUUCAAUCCCGGAGCGGCGCUCCCGCGCUGGGCCGGACUCGGGGCCGCCGUCGCUGUGGGCGGGGCCGGCUGGUGAAGGAGUGCUUCCGGGGUCAGCGCCGGGGAUGGCGGGAGACCCGGAACAGAAUGGCGGAGGUGGCGGAUGUGAGUGAGGCUCGGAGCCGGGAGCAGUUGUCGUUGUGGGAGCGCGGCCCGGAGCCCAGCGCCCCGCUCACCGACGCCCAGCGGCGCAGCGUGGCCGAGCUCCGGGCUGCCGCCGACAACACGCCCUUACCGGCCGAGUUGCCAAUUGAGGAUCUUUGCAGCCUGACAUCCCGAUCCAUCACUGUCCCUCUUACUGCUGCAGUUCCUGAAUCCACUGAGGAUGUUCUUCUCAAAGGUUUUACUGCCUUGAACAUGGAAAAUGAGAAAAUUGAAACUGCCCAACAGUUCUUUUCCUGUUUCUCCAAAAUUCAGACGCAAAUGGAUCAAGAUGAGGAAUUAAAAUACAGAGAAUUGAAGGAUUAUCUCUAUGGCUUUCAGGAGCACUGUGAUGCAAUACUGAAUGAUGUAAACACUGCCUUGCUGCACUUGGAGUCUUUGCAGAGACAGUAUCUAUUUGUAUCAACUAAAACAGGCACGCUUCAUGAAGCAUGUGAGCAGCUCCUGAGAGAACAGUCUGAGCUAGUUGACCUCGCUGAGAGUAUCCAGCAGAAGCUUUCAUAUUUCAACCAGUUGGAAAACAUAAAUGCAAAACUGAAUUCACCCACAUUAUCUGUGAACAGUGAAGGAUUUAUACCAACUCUUGCCAAGCUGGAUGACUGUAUAACCUAUGUAUCAUCACAUCCCAGUUUUAGAGACUAUCCUGUUUAUUUAGCAAAGUUUAAGCAAUGCCUAUCCAAAGCCAUGCAUCUUAUGAAGACUUAUACUGUGAAUACACUUCAGAACCUCUCCACUCAACUAACAAAAAAAGAUCCCACAGUUAUAUCGAACACUGAUAAUGCCUUUACAUUGUUUUAUGUGAAAUUCAGAUCUGCAGCGCCUAAAGUACGGUCUCUGAUUGAACAGAUUGAGCAAAGAACUGACAAGAGCCCUGAGUAUCAGCAGCUACUGAGUGAGGUCCAUCAGUGUUACCUCGAUCAGAGGGGAUUCCUGCUGGGUCCAAGCAUUGCCACCACUAUUGCUGACCUGACCAGCCAAAAUAACAAGGAUCACUGUGCUCUGGUUCGCAGUGGGUGUGCUUUUCUGGUUCAUGUUUGUCAGGAUGAACAUCGGCUAUAUAAUGAAUUUUUUACAAAGCCAACAUCCAAACUAGAUGAGCUGUUGGAGAGGCUGUGCGUCUCAUGGUAUGAUGUGUUUCGACCACUCAUUAUCCACGUCAACCACCUGGAGACUUUGUCAGAGCUGUGUGGAAUCUUAAAAAAUGAGAUGCUGGAGGACCACGUGCAGAACAACGUGGAGCAGCUGGGUGCCUUUUCUACGGUGGCAAAGCAGAUGCUGGAAGAUGUACAGGAGCGACUAGUAUACCGGACUCACAUCUACAUUCAGACAGACAUUGUGGGUUAUAAACCGGCACCCGGUGACCUGGCAUACCCUGACAAACUUGAAAUGAUGGAGCAAAUUGCACAGAGUUUGAAGGAUGAACAGAAGAAACUGCCCUCAGCUGAUUCGUCUUUGACUGAAGUUCAGCUGGAAGAUCCUGAUUCAAAAAAUGUCAUUAAAUCAGGUAACUCAGAAGCCCUGAAUCCCCGGCCUCAGUCGGUUAUUUCCCCGGCCGAUUUACAUGGCAUGUGGUACCCUACAGUUCGCAGAACACUGGUUUGUCUUUCGAAACUUUACAGAUGCAUUGAUCGGACGGUCUUUCAGGGUCUGUCACAGGAAGCCCUGUCUGCCUGUAUCCACUCAUUACUGAGCGCUGCUGGUUCAAUCACUAAAAACAAGACUCUGACGGAUGGACAGCUCUUCCUUAUCAAGCAUCUUCUGAUCCUUCGGGAACAGAUUGCUCCUUUCCAUACUGACUUUGCCAUUAAGGAAAUUUCCCUGGACCUGAAAAAGACUAGAGAGGCAGCAUUUAAAAUGCUGAAUCCCAGAUCUGUUCCCAGACUAUUCAGAUUGAGCAGCAACAAUUCCAUCCUCGAAUUCCUGCUUGAGGGCUCUCCAGAGAUCAAGGAACAUUACAUAGACUCAAAAAAGGAAGUGGACCGUAAUUUGAAGUCAGCCUGUGAGAAGUUCAUUCAGCACCAAACCAAGAUCUUUGUAGGACACCUGGAAGAAUUUAUGACCAAAGUGUCAGCAUUAAAAACCAUGGGUCAUCAGGGCGGGCCAAAAUACAGCCUCGCACAGCAGCCCUGGGCACAGCCAGCAAAAAUAAAUGAUUUGGUGGCCUCCACAUACAAAACAAUUAAAGUCAAGCUUCCUACGACUCUGAAAAGUCUGUCCUUGUAUUUGUCCAAUAAGGAUACGGAGUUCAUUCUAUUUAAGCCUGUGCGGAGCAACAUCCAACAGACAUUCCAGAAACUGGAAGGGCUAUUACAGGAGGAUUUCAGUGGUGAAGAUUUGCAGAUCAUAGCUUGUCCUUCCAUGGACCAGGUAAACCUGCUGUUGUCAGCUUCUAAUUAGAAUCCUUAUCACACAGUGGAGAGAAAAUGGGGAUAACUAAAACUGUGUAAUAACUGAGCAAUGGAAGAUCCUUAAAGUGAAACAGCUGGCUGAAGAGGAUUUUGAGGAUCACCAACUAUAAUCCGUAGCCACCACAGAACUGUGUGUAAAAGUUAAAGGUGUUUGGUGAAGAACUUGACAUUACGCCAUUUACCUAUUCAGCUCCUCAAAGCCCAGGGUUUGCUGUGAAUGGAAAGUCACCUAUUUAUAAGUUCAGGUGAAGGGCCACCUGAUGUACAGUGAGUUCUUUAACGUCUGACCUGCCGACCAAAGACUGCUUCAUCACUGAAAGGCUGGGGUUCCUUAAACAGGCUUCUCAUUUCUCAAAGUCUGAACAGUUUUUUUUUAUUGACUGGUGUGUGUAUUUAUAUAUUUUCUAUAAACUAUACAGUUGUACAUUAAAAAAAACAUUGGAUUUGUUACUAACAUAAUACUGGCUGUAAAAGUUACACAAAUUAAUGAUGUAUUAAAGGAAGAUUGUAGUGUAUUAUAGCAAAGGGAAGUUCAGAUUGACUUUCUCUUUAGUCUUGUGUAAUCCACAAAAUCAACUUGUUGCUUUUUUUUGUUGUAGUUCUCUUAUCUUGUCAGGAUGAGGGUUGUUUGUGGAUUCACAAGUGACUGCAGAUGCUGGAGUCUAGAGGACACAGACUGCUGGUGGAACUCCGUAGGUCAGGCAGAAUCGUUGGAAGGAAAUGGACCAUCAGUGUUUCAGAUCAAGCCUGAAAUGUUGACCAUCCAUUCCUUCCACAGAUGCUGCCUGGCCCAGUGAGCUUCACCAGCAGUUCAUUUGCUGAGGCAUGUUAGCAUUAGGGAAUGGAAGUCUUCCCAUCUCAGAUAUCCUGUACAGUAGCACAGAGUAAAGUUCCCGCUCCUGUGCCUCAACCCCAAUCUCAAACACUCAAAUAGACCUUUACAAAUGACCCUUCCCAUUGCCCAGCCUUUGGCAGAGACACUAAGUUAACUGCAUGGACUGAGGUUACUCCAGGUCCCAAAAGUGAAGGUCAGUGUCCCAACCACUCGAUGCAUGUUCUGGGGCAGCAGAUCUAACCGGUGCUCCAGAGGUGGUUCGGACAAGAGAUUAGGCAGUGUAUUCUUGUAAUGCAUACUUAGUAGCUGACAUAACUCCUUUUUUCUCAGUUACCAAGCCACUGCUGAUUGAUUGGUUUACUAUUGUACGUGAAAUUUAAUUCCAUUUUCGCUGUCCUGCAUGAGUUUGAUACAAAUUUCUCAGCCUUGUAGGCCAAGCUGAAAUCAUGUACACUCAAUAGGCGAAUAUGGUUUUCUAUGCACUAUCUAUUCACUGAUUGCUAGAAGUAUGGCUAACAAUAUACUAUAAGUCACAGUAAAAGCUGUAGCAUCGAUUGGCAUGAAGAUCACUCACUGUGGAAGGCUUCCAUAGAGACAAAACACAAUUGCAGAUGCAGAUACUUGUUCUAUAAAUAUCCAAAUGUGGCAAGUCUCACUCUCCUCUUAAACUGCAGUAAUUUGAACUUUAAAGGUCGUUUGGUAAGUAUUUUAACAUUAACCGAUUUAACACUAAUCAAUUGAGAAUGGACAGUGUUGGAGUAGAUGAUUAAAUUGGAGUUAGAAUCACAAUGGUUGUAACACAAAAUUGAACUUUCUAAUCCUGUAGAGUUUACACCAGUUCUAUCUAAGAAUAAGAUUUCAGUCCUACACCCCACCCCCAAUCCCCUCUUCUCAUGGCCUGAAAAUUCUUUCUUUAGGGUAUUUUCACGGACAAAUCAGUUGCAGCCCCCUUAUCACUGCUAAAUGAAGAGUUGCCUUAAGGUAUUAAGCUGGAUGUAAUUAACUGCUCUCUCAAUCAAAGAUUAAUUUCCUACAUCAAUCCUGAAAUGAAAACACCAAAUUAGUUUACUAUCUGAUUACCAAUGCUUGUGCAAGUUUCACUUGUCCCAGUUUGCUUUCAAUUUUAGAUCUAGACCUUCAGUGUUAAUUAGGGCAGUAAUGUAAAAUGAUUUCUGAAGAAUCACUUGUCAUACUGUCAUCUAGACAGAUAAAUAAUUGUCUGAGAUGCUCAAAUGAAAAAUGAUAAAGCUGGUGUGAAGUGAGGAAGUUAUCACGUAUGGCAAUUGGUUUCAGUGAAAGGUUUUGGAUUUGAAAUAUUCCCUUCCAAUGAGUCCAUUUCCUCACUGCGACUUCUGUCCGAUAGACAGACACCAGGAAGGACAUUGUUCACCCAUGCCCAGUGAUGGGUAAACAAUACUGAGGCUCCUUUUUCUUUCAAGCCCAAGGCGCUACGCUGACAUGAGUUACUCUGGGUAUAAAAUAUCCUGAUUUACUUCUAACACUGAUGUGAUUCAUUCUCACCCACUUAGUUGCUGAGUUGAACAUUCUAUGGGAUUAAAAAUCUAUCCGUAUUUUAUUUUCAUGGUUGUCCAAAAAGUUUUCAGGUUGUCUUAUUUGAAACGCGUCCUGAAACAUGAAUGUAUAUGUUGUUAAGUAACAAUGAUUUUCUCUAUAAUAUAAUUAGGGGGAAAUGCACAAUGUACAUAGUUGGGUUCCUUUUAUGGAACAAAAUGACAUUUUACUGUUGUGUAAAUAAUUGUGGGCAAAAGUUAACAGUUAUCAUAAAGGGUAUAUCUGCAUUUUAUACUUUAGAAGCUUUUUUUUUGUUUUGACUCCUAGUUGAUGCUUAAAUCUACUUCUGAGACAGAUACAAUGAACAAGAACCCAAUUCACUGAUUCUGAUUACUUUUGGGUGUUUUAAAGGCUUUACAUAAUGUAAAAUGUAUGUACAGAGAGAUUAAUAAUAUAAACAUGCCUGUCCCCAUAGUUUCUCAAUGCAAUCUGAUAGUUUUAAUAAAAUGUUUUU